AUGUUUCCUACAUUUGCAUCGUUGCUCUCGUCCCUUGCGCUGCUCCAGUGCGCUCAGGCCUCGCCGACAGGCGCUACGCCCGACAAGUCCAUCAACAAACGCGCAGUAACACCAGUUCUCUCAGCCGCAAGCCAGGUGGCAACCGCCUCUUAUCCAUACUGGAACCGGGACUCGUGCACAUCAGUCCGCGUCCAGUAUCGCGAAUUCUGGACUUGUCGCGACAGCGCCGGCCAGGGCGGGCAGUUCUACUCAUCGACUGCCUCCUGGAGUGACUUCAACAAUGGUCCCCUGAUCACGAAUGGGCAACUCUACCUCUAUGGAGACGACAAUGGAGAGUACUUCAAGAACCAACCCGAUGAGUGUCAAGCUGGAUCAAACUCGGGCAACUGUAUGAACGGUACACGCUAUGCGAUCUGGCCUGAUUCACCACCCUUGCCUGUGGCUGGGUCAAACAAUGCUGUCAAGUUGUACACAUGGAUCAUCAAAUCGUACCUCAACAAUGACCUCUCACCCAUUACCAAGAAUCCGGCUACCAGUCUGUAUCGAAGUGAUUACAACCCAGCGAAUCAAGGCGUAAGCAAGACGCUUCCGCCAGUGACACUUGUGAACGAGAACUUCUGGCCUGCGCAAUCCAUUCCUUAUGGUUCUUACGGAUGGGCAAUCUCCCCUGACGGUAAAACCGCCUAUCUCUACGGUCAGCUCAACAACGGCACCGCCAACCUCGGGGCAGCCCUCGCUCGCGUUCCCAUCAACUCCAUCGAGGAUAAGUCCCAAUACUCCUACUACAACAAUGGCGGCUGGUCCUCCACCGCCCCCUCCCUAACCAGCACCUCAGCCCGCAUCGCCAACGCCGGCACCAAUGGCCAAGGAACAUUCUACUACUCGUCGUACUUCAGCUCCUACAUGUGGCUGGGCGCCGACUCAAUCAACAUCGGCUCCGGAUUCUACGUCGCCACCGCGCCGAUUCCCGAAGGACCCUGGACGAGCCCGAUCUUGUUCUACAACGGGACGAACGGCAAUGCGAGUCUGGGUGCUUAUAGCCAGCAAGCACAUCCGGGUUUGACGAGUAGCAAUGGUGGCGGGAAUGACAUCUAUUUGACGUUCUCGAAGAAUGAUAAGGAUGCUGCGAAUAGUAGUCAUAUUACGACGACGCAUCCGUUGAUUCAUGUGAUUUGGAACUAG
Zasmidium cellare ATCC 36951 is the source of this 1182-nucleotide messenger RNA. RefSeq lists its product as uncharacterized. The coding region runs from base 1 to 1182 and encodes 393 amino acids. The record is from RefSeq and is a predicted model, not a curated record. NCBI's taxonomy places the organism in Eukaryota, Fungi, Ascomycota, Dothideomycetes, Mycosphaerellales, Mycosphaerellaceae. The transcript has 2 exons.